GUAUGACUUCAACGAAAUUCAUCACUUGUUUUGACAGAGACUAUGAGUAUCUACGAUGAUAUUGAUUCUGAUGUGCUGCAAAAUUACCAAGAAUACAAUCUGGCUAACAUCAUCUACUACUCUUUGAAGGAGUCUACCACCAGUGAGCAGAGUGCUAGGAUGACAGCCAUGGACAACGCCAGCAAGAACGCUUCUGAUAUGAUUGAUAAGUUGACUUUGACAUUCAACCGCACCCGCCAAGCUGUCAUCACGAAAGAGUUGAUUGAAAUUAUCUCUGGUGCUGCAGCUCUGUAAGUCAUCCCAGAUUGUUGCCUUCCGAGAGUUUUUUUCUCAUCUCCCUGUGACUGCUUGCUUAACCUUUGGAUGCUUAAAAGUUUUCUGUUCUGUUUUGUCUGUUAAAGUUGAAAUGAUUCAUUGCUGAAUCUUGCAUCCUUACUCUUAAGGAUAUAAAGAUUGGACAAAAAUGAGAUCGCUUUGGUUUAUUUUGAUGUUUUAGCUGAAACAGUGAGGCUUAGUUUCUUCUAUUUAGAGAUAGGUAUGUUGCCAGCUUUCACUUUCCUAAAGUAUUGCAAACAAGGAUGUGGAUAAUUCAGUAUCGUUUAUAAAAUCUGUCUUUGCAAUCUAAAGAAUUAUAAGG
This is a messenger RNA of Microcebus murinus (gray mouse lemur), 637 nucleotides long. NCBI's taxonomy places the organism in Eukaryota, Metazoa, Chordata, Mammalia, Primates, Cheirogaleidae. The record is from RefSeq and is a predicted model, not a curated record.